Molecule: messenger RNA, 913 nt
Organism: Arachis ipaensis
Lineage: Eukaryota; Viridiplantae; Streptophyta; Magnoliopsida; Fabales; Fabaceae
Source: RefSeq, a predicted model, not a curated record
AUCAAAUAAAACAAUUCAAUUAAUAAGCCAAUUUAAGCCGAGAAUGCAAAACUUUCUGUAUUAGAAAAAUAGCUGCAGUUUCUUAAACUGGAUUAGUUGAAUUUUUUAGUAAUAGAGUUAUGUUAUAAGUUGUUUGUGUUGCAGCCAUAUAUGCAUGAAUCGCGCCAUCUCCAACAAUGGAAAUGGCAACAGUGGAAGUGAAGCAAACAAAAAAGGACUUGGCCAUCAACUACAUUCCAGUGGUUCUCAGAAUUCUGAAGUCCUACGAUCCUCGGCCGGAACCUCGAAUUCGUUGAAGGAAACAAAUGGAAGCAGUCCAAACAUUUCAUCAGAGGUGACAAGCAUGUACUCAUCAAGAAGAGGAAUUGAUGGAUUUGCCAUCAAUCACAUUGGAACUCCUAUGCACUCCCUUACAGAUAUGAUGGACACUGGACAUGGACAUAGCAUGAUCAUGCCCGCGAAAUGGGUUUCGGCUGUGGUCGGAAACUGCUGCAACCUUAAUGUUUGAUCUGGCAAGGAUAUUAAGCGAGUUUUGGUGUAGCAUUGCACCAAAAUCUUCGUAUCCUUGUCAGGCCAGAUGGAAAAUGCUAUUUUCCUUUCUGGUGCUCAGGCAACUCAUCCUUGGCUCAAUUAUAUUCUCUAUCAAUUUUAAAAAUAUUUGUUACUUUAAAAAUUUUGCAUAUUAACAAUUCAGUGUUUCUGAAUACAAUUUGCAUCAAGAUACAAUGAGUUAUUAAUAUAUCAAACUUAAAGUUACAGAUUUUUUGAAGUAGAUGGAGUAUAUAAUUAUAAUAUUAAAAUAUAAAUAGUAAUGUAAUUGUCUUUUUGCAGAGGCUUGAUAUUCUGAAGCAGAAAGACUAAUGAAUUAUGAUGUGUGUGUAUUGUGUUUAAAUAACAGCAUGAAUUUGUAGCA